Peronospora farinosa is the source of this 291-nucleotide messenger RNA. NCBI's taxonomy places the organism in Eukaryota, Oomycota, Peronosporomycetes, Peronosporales, Peronosporaceae. The record is from the annotation of a GenBank genome assembly.
AUGAGUGGCAUGAAAGCUGUGUAUAAAUUCCACGGGGAGGUGGUGCAUUCGUUCGAAAGCUUUCCAUGCGCCACCGAGGCAUCCAAUGAGUAUGCACCUGUAUCGGGAGAAAAGCCAUCGAAUCAUUCGUAUACGGGCAAGAUGGAUGGUGGCAAUUCCAUGCCGGAACUCAAGUCAACAGGCCCUUACGCCGCUCUUGUCACUUCCAUUAAGUUGGCUAAGGAAGACAGUGAAGGGUUCCUCAAAGACCGUGUGGAAGGCCCGAUUCCGUCCAAAUUUUACAAUCAAUAA